AUGGCUGAAAUGAGUGUUAACAACUUAGAUAACACAACCAUUAUUCAGCAAGCAAUAGCCUCUUGUUGUGGAGCUAUAAUACAUCUUGAGCUUAAUGAUGGUGAUGAUAAGGUUGAGUGUUUAUGGGUAGCAAUCAGGGGGAAGGCCAACAAGGCAGAUAUCAUGGAUGCAUUUGUGAAACUUAUUCAAACAGAGGGAAUUAAAUCACUGUGGAGUGGACUUCCUCCAACACUAAUAAUGGCACUUCCUACCACAGUAAUCUGUUUUACCUGCUAUGACCAACUGAGUGAAGCUCUGAAAUCUAGAGUAGGAAAGGAUGAGGAACACAUUCCAAUUAUUGCAGGUUGCUUAAGCAGAUUUGGUACAGUUUCUGUAGUGAACCCCCUGGAGCUGAUCAAUACUAGUAUGCAGUAUCGCAGGUUGUCCUACAAGCAACUGUACACAUGUAUCAGCAAUAAAGUGGCUGCAGACGGGUGGUUUUCCCUGUGGAGGGGCUGGAGUUCUACUGUUCUGAGAGAUGUGCCUUUCUCGGCAACAUACUGGUAUAAUUAUGAACGUUUCAAGAGGAUGAUGUGUAAGGAGCUUGGUGCACAUGAACCAACACUUUUUAUUGCUUUUACUUCAGGAGCAGCAUCUGGCACUAUUGCAGCUGUCAUAACUCAGCCAUUUGAUGUAGUGAAAACAUAUAGGCAGACUGAACUUUGGGAGAGCAAGACCUUAAAAAUUCCACAGAGGGACUGUAUAUCAACCUGUGCAGUUAUGAGGAAAAUUGUUGCUAAAAACGGGAUUGCUGGAUUAUUUGCUGGUGUUACUCCACGGCUGUUUAAAGUUGCUCCUGCUUGUGCUAUAAUGAUCAGCACAUAUGAAUAUGGGAAGUCCUUCUUCUCUCAUUUAAAUGAAAAAAUGAACCAACAUCCUUAA
Messenger RNA from Mesitornis unicolor (brown roatelo), 921 nucleotides. RefSeq names its product solute carrier family 25, member 40 (gene SLC25A40). Gene Ontology annotation, biological process: mitochondrial transmembrane transport. The transcript has 9 exons. NCBI's taxonomy places the organism in Eukaryota, Metazoa, Chordata, Aves, Mesitornithiformes, Mesitornithidae. Bases 1 to 921 code for a protein of 306 amino acids. The record is from RefSeq and is a predicted model, not a curated record.